AUGCCGUCCUUUCGAUCCAAGCUGGACAAGAAUGUCGUCUACUUCCGCUUUGCGCAUGAAGGCCAAGCUCUGGAAAAGGUGGAGUUCUAUGGCAAGGAGAUCGCGGUGGGGGAUCUGCGGCACACCAUUGCCGAGAUGAAGAAGCUCCCGAAGGUGGAUUUGCAGAUCAUGAACGAAACCACGGGCGAAGUCUAUGCAAGAGAUGGGCACUUGCUGCACCGCAACGUCAUCGUCACGGUGAGGCGCACGCCCGUCCAGACGCAGAAGCGCGCGCAGGUGCUGAACUUGGAAGGCGCCGACAUCUUCGCGCCCGUGAAGAAGGCCAAGAAGGCGGCCAAAGUCGUGGAGCCAGAGGUCCCGGAGCAGAAGGCGCCGUGCCCGCCGGAGUACCUGUGUCCUGUGUGCAGGGGCCUCUUCGAGGAUCCUGCAAUCGCACGGUGCUGCGGGCGCUCCGCAUGCGCAGUGUGCUUCAAGGAGCAUUCGUCCGGAUUCUGCCCGCUUUGCUCCAGGGAAGAGGAGCAGAAGCCUUUGCCCAACCCUCGGCUGGCGGAGAUCAUCGGGUCCUUGAACUUGGACUACUUCGAGCUGCCGAGCGUCACGGUUGCAAGACAAGCUGCUGCAAGAGGCGCUGACCUUUCUGCAAAGAAAGCGGCUGCCAAGGCCCCGGUGGCUGCGGCAACCCCCUCUCCGCCACAGGCGCAGGCCGUGCCCGUGGCAUCCGUUCCGAUGUCACAGGCGGGGGAGUCGCCUUUGUGCCUGGUAGAAUCCGAAUCGACGAAGGUAGGAAAUUCCUUCCACGUCAAGCCGGGAUUUAUGAACCUGCAGGAGGGUGACGGCAGCGAGAUUGAGGUCGAGGCUGAGGAAGAGCAGUCUGGCAGCCGGAAGCGCUCGUCAAGCUUCUGGCUGGACCCCAGGCCCAUUUCUUCCCUGGCUUCGGCCGGCGGGUUGCAAACCCGCGCUCAUGUGGAUGGAAAGCAGGAAAGCUCUGCUGCGAAGGAAAUGGCGCCCGGCUUUGGCGAUGACAAGCCCAAGAAGCCGGGCGCGCCCUGGUCAGGAUCCGGGUCUACAGGCAGCACGUCGGCUGCGACCCCCUCUGAGAGCCAAGGCCUUUCAGAUCUAAGCGAUUCUGAUGACGACAGGAGCGUAGCAAGUGACGACACAGACGACGAGUCGCGACCCUUGGUUCCGACUCCGAGUCACGACCAUCGCCCGCCAGUAGUGGACAGCUACGACGUGGUCGAGGCUGUGAAGCACUUUGCAUCGCAGCGCGGAGCCGAUCCGAAGCAGCAGAAGAGAGAGGAUUUGCUGGCAGCAAUCAAGAUGAAGGAUGCACAGAUCAAGCAGCUUCGAACUUCUUCGAAGAAAGCACAUGUUAAGUUGGAACUUCGCAGCCAUUAUGCAAAAGUUCUUGAAGAGAUCGAGACAGAGGUAUCGUUGCUCGAGAAGGACCUGGCCGCGCUCUAG
Molecule: messenger RNA, 1464 nt
Organism: Effrenium voratum
Lineage: Eukaryota; Dinophyceae; Suessiales; Symbiodiniaceae
Source: the annotation of a GenBank genome assembly